AUGGUGACUAUCUUCCGUCUGACCCCACAGAGAAGGUUCGCACAGCGCUGGCAGGAAGAUGAGCUUUUUGGCUACCAGUUCCUCAAUGGCAGCCAACCCCAUGCUGCUGAGACCGCUCCACCUCUCUGCCCCUCCCGGCUGGUGCUACCCUCGGAGAUGGAGGAGCUUCAGGCCCAGCUGGAGAAAGAACUCCAGAAUGGUUCCCUGUUUGAGGCUGACUUCAUCCUGCUGGAUGGAAUUUUAGGCAACGUGAUCCAAGGAGAGAAGCAGUACCUGGCUGUCCCCCUUGUCAUGCUGAAGAUGGAACCCAGUGGGAAGCUGCUGCCCAUGGUCAUCCAGAUCCAGCCUCCCAGCCCCAGCUGCCCCACCCCACCACUGUUCCUGCCCUCAGAUCCUCCCCUUGUCUGGCUCCUGGUAAAGAUGUGGGUCCGAAGUUCAGAUUCCCAACUGCAUGAGCUCCAGUAUCACUUGCUGAGCACUCAUCUGCUGGGUGAGGUCAUCGCUGUGGCCACCAUGAGGUGCCUCCCAGGACUGCACCCUGUCUUCAAGCUCCUGAUCCCACACACCCGCUACACCCUGGACAUCAACACCAGGGCACGGAACCAACUCGUCUCAGAAGGAGGCUUAUUUGAUAAGGCAUGGAGCACAGGUGGAGGGGGCCAUAUAUAGGUGCUCCAUCAGGCCAUGGCUAAGCUGACCUACCGCUCCCUCUGUCCUCCUGACGAUCUGGCUGACUGGGGCCUGCUGGGAAUCCCAAGUGCCCUCUAUGCCCAUGAUGCUUUUCAGCUCUGGGAGAUCACUGCCCGGUACGUGGAGGGGAUCAUCCACCUCUUCUACCACGGGGAUGACGUCGUGAGAGGGGACCCUGAGCUGCAGGCCUGGUGUCAGGAGAUCACUGAGGUGGGGCUGUGCCAGGCCCAGGACCGAGGUUUCCCUGUGUCCUUCCAGUCUCGGGCUCAGCUCUGUCAUUUCUUUACCAUGUGCAUCUUCACAUGCUCUGCCCAGCAUGCAGCAGUCAACAUGGGCCAGUUCGACUGGUAUGCCUGGGUCCCUAAUGCCCCAAGCUCAAUGCGGAUGGCCCCAACCACCACCAAAAAGGAUGUCACAAUGGACACAGUGAUGGGCUCACUACCUAAUGUCUGGCAGACCAGUCUUCAAAUGUUAGCCACAUGGCUCGUUAGCCGGUCUUCGCUAGACAUGGUACCACUGGGGCAUCACAAAGAAGAGUAUUUCUCAGGUCCUGAGCCCAAGGCUAUUUUAAGGCAGUUUCAGGCUGAUCUGGACAACUUGGAAAGGGAAAUCGAGGCCCAGAAUGAGCAGCUAGACCUUCCCUAUGAAUACCUGAAGCCCAGCCUUGUAGAGAGCAGUAUCACUAUCUGA
Messenger RNA from Pipistrellus kuhlii (Kuhl's pipistrelle), 1380 nucleotides. Its product is annotated as polyunsaturated fatty acid lipoxygenase ALOX12-like. The record is from RefSeq and is a predicted model, not a curated record. NCBI's taxonomy places the organism in Eukaryota, Metazoa, Chordata, Mammalia, Chiroptera, Vespertilionidae. The transcript has 9 exons. Gene Ontology annotation, cellular component: cytosol; sarcolemma. Gene Ontology annotation, molecular function: arachidonate 12(S)-lipoxygenase activity; iron ion binding; linoleate 13S-lipoxygenase activity. Gene Ontology annotation, biological process: linoleic acid metabolic process; lipid oxidation.